GAAUGUAAUUGUUUUAUAUCUGUGUUUUCAUCUGUUACUCAAAACACUACGCAUCUCCAGAUAACUCCUCUUCAAUAUUUUCUUUAGAUGCCUGAUGCUGUGGUUGACUAUGAUUUAUCAAAUGGCAAGUGGAACAUCAUUCAGCAGCAGAAUCUGCUUCAAGAAAGAACUCGAGUUUUAUAUGGGACAGUCCCAAUAUCAAGCAUUAUUGAAAAGUCUAAAAAUAUGAAAACUUCUAACUCUAUGAGCAAUGUCAAAUCUGAAGAUGAAAACUUGUGGAAUGACCUCUCGGAGUUUUAUGCUUGUGAACAUUAUGAUGUUCCUUCUAAUGACGGAGUUGCUGUUCCCCUAACUAUUGUGUACUCACGCAAAAAUAAACUACAAAAUCAAAGCCCUGGGUUGCUUCAUGGUCAUGGAGCUUAUGGUGAAAUACUUGAUAAACGGUGGUGCAGUGAAUUAAAAAGCCUUCUGGAUCGUGGAUGGAUUAUUGCUUAUGCUGAUGUUAGAGGUGGUGGAGAUCCAACCAACACUCUUCUCUAUCCUAUUUUACCUCUCACAGCUGCUGACUAUGAAGAGUUUGGGUACCCUGGGGAUAUUGAUGAGUUUCAUGCCAUAAGGGAGUAUUCUCCUUAUGACAACAUUCAGAAAGAUGUUCUCUAUCCAGCUGUGUUAGUCACCUCAUCUUUCCAUACGCGAUUUGGGGUAUGGGAGGCUGCAAAGUGGGUUGCACGAGUGCGUGAACAAACUAUAUAUAACCCUAACCAUCCUAUACUUCUUAAUUUAACAACAGAUAUUGUGGAAGAAAACAGAUACCUGCAGUGCAAGGAAUCAGCUCUAGAGACUGCAUUUCUACUAAAGAUCAUGGAGUCAUGACCUAGAAUUUGAAGUGGUAGCAACCCUACUUUAUUGAUUUUUGCAGCACAUGGAAUGAUGGAAGCUAGAAAAUUGGAUAAUCAAUCUGUGCAGUGUCCAUCAUUCCCGGCCAGUAUUCAUCUGGCGCCAAGUGAUUCGUUCUUUCUCAAUAUUUUAGUUGGAUUUGAUUUGGUUGGCUUGCUAUCACAUAGAUUUUAGAAUAUGCUUCCUGCCUUUUUCCUGAGCAUCAAUUGGGCACAAGAUAGCAAGGACUUCGACUAGUGAACAAAUUAUAUGUCAGCUGUAAAUUGUAGUGCGGAACUUUUUGAAUAACUUGCCAUCUGCAACUUAUAAAAUGGAGAUGCUUUA
Rubroshorea leprosula is the source of this 1221-nucleotide messenger RNA. Lineage: Eukaryota; Viridiplantae; Streptophyta; Magnoliopsida; Malvales; Dipterocarpaceae. The record is from the annotation of a GenBank genome assembly.